This is a messenger RNA of Drosophila gunungcola (fruit fly), 996 nucleotides long. Its product is annotated as glycoprotein-N-acetylgalactosamine 3-beta-galactosyltransferase 1. Lineage: Eukaryota; Metazoa; Arthropoda; Insecta; Diptera; Drosophilidae. Gene Ontology annotation, cellular component: membrane. The record is from RefSeq and is a predicted model, not a curated record. Gene Ontology annotation, molecular function: N-acetylgalactosaminide beta-1,3-galactosyltransferase activity.
AUGGCGAAACGUCUUCGCAGGCGAAGUCGUCAGUUCAAUACACGGCGCCUCUUCCUUUGCGGCAAGAAUAGGUUUACCCUUUGCACUGGAAUUUAUUUGCUACUCCUGGGCACAGCAUGCUUUUUGAUUAUACGGCAAGUUUGUAGGGACUUCGAAGCUGAAGAGGUCGCAGUUUCUGUCGCUCCACCUCCACGCAUUUUCUGCAUAAUUAAGUCAUAUGCGUACCGCCACGAGCAUGCCUCGAUCCACAUCCAUCGCACUUGGGCCAAGCACUGCGAUCACCACCUAUUCGUCAGCGAUGAUGUUCAUCCCUACUUGGAGCCGGCGGUGUUUCUGAAUCUCCACGACAAAUGGCUUCGGCUGAGGGCCCACCUGGAGUACGUCUACAAGUAUCACUUCGAUCAGGGGGACUGGUUCCUCUACGCCAAUGAUGAUAAUUUUGUAGUUGUGGAGAACCUUCGAGACAUGUUGAAGUCCUACAGCCCCGAUGAGCUUAUCUAUUUCGGCUGCAAACUGCGCACACCCAACGGUUUGGUCUUUAUGUACGAAGGAUCCGGCAUUGUCUUCAGUGGAGCUGCUCUGAAGCGAUUUACACUCGCUGCGCUGACCAACGAAAGCAUCUGCAGCUCAAAGGGAAAGGGAAACGAGGCCACCGAGGAACUGGGUCGAUGUCUCACCAAUGUCAAUGUGAUAGCCGGCAAUAGUCGAGAUGAGUGGCAGGGACACCGAUUCCUGCCCUUCGAAUACGAUGUGCAUUUGGGCGGCCAGUUAAACGAAUCACUCGAACUACACAAAUAUUUCCUGAGCCAUUCAUACUACCCAGUAAUUGAUAUGAACUUGCCGGUUUCUUUGCGAUCAAUUUGCUCUCACUUGAACAACAUUAACAACAUUUAUGACAUGUACUACUUUACAUAUAAAGUUCGAGUGUUUGGAGUUCCAUUCGAUUUUGAGUCUGAUCACAACAAUCUAUGGAAUAGACAACAUUUACAUGGAUGA